CGGAGACACUACCACAUGUUAUUUUACCGUAGCAACGUUGAAGCUAACGUCAGGCUUAGAGGUCUGUUUGUUGGGCUAAUGAGCUAAAGUUGUGUUCAGGGUCUUUAGGACCCCGCGGAUUUCCAUCAUCAUGGGUGGAGGCGCAGGCGGAGAAAGGUGAAGUUGCCCUCAGAGGACUGAUCACAGGUCAGUGUGGAGGUUUCCCUGGCGAAGGUGAAGGUCGUCAAACGAGCUUGGGAGCCGAUCGCCAGUCAGUUUAUAUCAACGCUAAGCGGCGCGUCUAGCGAGCGACGCAAAGAGAUAAACACAGACACAGCGGCAGCUAGCAUACAGAGAGUUUGGCUUUUCACAGUGUGGUAAUGGUUCCCAAGUUCAAAAUUACAACUCUCGACCCCUUGAGUCAUACGAAGCGAUGUAAGCGAGCAGCUUUCGCUGUUGACGUUGUUUGGGAUAGCGGCGAUCCGCAGCUUUAACGCCGCCGAGCGCCAGACGUCCAUCAUAAUCCGCAGUGUCAACAUCUCCAUUCAACUCCGCGAGCUGGAGGUUACUCCGAGCGAGCCGCUAUGCAAGCGAACACAACGCGGGGCUUCUUGUGGUCGGACGUCGAGACGCGGACCCUGCUGAACAUCUGGGGCGAGCAGGACAUCCAGGCGGCGCUGGAUGGAAACUUCCGAAAUAGCUUCGUGUACCGCGACGUCUCCCGGAGGCUGGGCGCGAUGGGGUUCGAGAGGACGCCGGAGCAGUGCAGGGUGCGGAUCAAGAGCCUCAAGAGGCAGUACCUGUUAGCGAAGGAAGGGAACCUCCGGAACAACGGCCAGUACCACAAGAUCUGCAAGUUCUAUGACACCAUGGAGAGGAUUCUGAGCAACCGGCCCGCACUUGACCCUCAGGAGUUAAUAGACGGCGGGGCGGGAGGAGAGGAGGCCGUGGACGGCCUGGAGGAGGACGGAGAGGACGCUCAGGAUGCGUAUCCAGGGAGCACAGACGAGUGUCCUUACCCUGCGGAGACUGAAGUGAAGCUGGAAUACCCGACGGUCCCCAUCCCCAUCCCGGUGAAAGUCACCGUGGGCAAUAACAGCGCUUCAGUGAGAGCUCCAAACAGCAGCCAGUCUGCCGGUGCGCUGCCGGGCCGAACACCCAAACGCCCGAGGAAGCGGCGCGCCAACUUCCCCAUGGAGAAACUGAUGGAGCAGUUCCUGGAGCAGAGCGCCCAGGCGGAGGAGAGCUUCUACCGCGCGGAGGAGCAGCGGCUGCAGGCGGAGGACCGUCGCAGGGACGCCGAGCACGCCAGGGAGCUGCACAUGCUCCAGAUGCUGGGACAGAUGUUCUCCAGCAUCUCCCACGCCAGAGGCGGCGCCGCGGCCAAGCUGGCUCCUUCGGCCUGCGCCCCGGUGUUCUCCAGCGCCUCCCCGUCGUGUGCACGUGGACAGUCCAGUCAUCUCAGACAGCAUCCGUCUCAAAAAGGCUGUUUACCGCAACACAGUGAGCUGUUGAACCCAGAUCCUCAGGCUUUAGUGUUUGAACGCUACUAUAACCUGGGCUCUACAUCACAGAGAGGCAUGGAUGAUGAUAUCGCUUCACUUGUAAGGAGCAUAGUCCCUCCUCUCACAUCCAAAAAGCACAAGGGGCAAGAUGGACGUAUUGGGAUCAUUGGAGGAUGCCAAGACUAUACUGGAGCUCCAUACUUUGCUGCCAUCUCUGCAUUGAAAGUGGGUGCUGACUUGUCUCACGUGUUCUGCACCAAAGAUGCUGCAACUGUAAUCAAAUCAUACAGUCCUGAGCUCAUAGUUCAUCCUGUUCUAGAUAGUCCUAAUGCAGUGGAAGAAAUAGAAAAGUGGCUCCCAAGACUGCACAGCCUUGUCGUGGGACCAGGUCUAGGAAGAGAAGAGUCAUUACUGAAAACAGCCAAGGAGGUGAUAGAAAAGUCGAAAGUAAGAGAUAUUCCUGUGAUUGUUGACGCAGAUGGAUUAUGGCUAGUUACACAGCAGCCAUCUGUUAUUCAAGGUUACCAGAAGGGCAUCCUUACACCUAACUUCAUGGAGUUCACCCGACUGUAUGAGGCACUGCACCAUGAACCCAUGGACAGCGGUGAUCGUCAACGCAGUGUCAUGCAGCUCAGUGCAGCCAUGGGCAACAUCACUCUGGUGCUAAAAGGAGAGCAGGAUUUGAUUACAGAUGGCAGUAGGGUGAUCUCAUGCAGUACUGAGGGCAGUGGGAGAAGGUGCGGUGGACAGGGUGACCUCCUCUCGGGGUCCAUGGGACUGCUGGCACACUGGGCCCACGCGGCUUCUGCAGCUGGAAAGCUCAAAAGUGUGAACCCAUCACUGGUUGCAGCGUUUGGAGCCUGUUCACUUACCAGGCAGUGCAAUAGUCAAGCCUUCCAGCGCCACGGAAGGUCCACCACCACUUCAGACAUGAUCCACGAAAUUGGCUCAGCCUUUAAAAAACUGUUUGAAAGCUGAAGAAGACCAACUGGAAAUAGAACCUUAUUAAUAAAUACAUUCAUAGUGGUUUUUUGAAUUAUCCAAAUUAAAAAAAAAAUCAAAACUAUUAAUAUAAUAGACUAUAGCUAGGUUGAUGGAAAAUGUUCUUAAGUCGGGUUUGAAUGAGGAGACGCCAACCCCCCAAACGCUCAGAAGUGAAUACAGACUUCUCAACUGAGAACCGAGGUGCAUUCACUGACCCUGUUAAAAAAACGAGUCUUCCGUCUUCGAUAUACCGCUCAUCACACACUUUGACGUAGCUAAAGGAACCAGCCCACCAAAGACACUGACGGGUUACAAAGGGUAAAGCAGAAACCUGUUUGAAUUUUCAAAUCAAUAAAUAACAUUUUGUGUGA
Messenger RNA from Betta splendens (Siamese fighting fish), 2839 nucleotides. RefSeq names its product NAD(P)HX dehydratase (gene naxd). Gene Ontology annotation, biological process: metabolite repair. The record is from RefSeq and is a predicted model, not a curated record. The transcript has 11 exons. Gene Ontology annotation, molecular function: ATP-dependent NAD(P)H-hydrate dehydratase activity. The coding region runs from base 564 to 2462 and encodes 632 amino acids. NCBI's taxonomy places the organism in Eukaryota, Metazoa, Chordata, Actinopteri, Anabantiformes, Osphronemidae.